This is a messenger RNA of Porites lobata, 489 nucleotides long. The record is from the annotation of a GenBank genome assembly. Lineage: Eukaryota; Metazoa; Cnidaria; Anthozoa; Scleractinia; Poritidae.
AUGAAGUUUGUGAUGUGUAUCCUGCUGUUCAUACGCGUAUCUAGAGAGGAAGACUGGAAUCUUCACCUUGAGUCCCUCAAGGCUUUGGCACGGUAUUUCUUUGCUCAAGGCAGGCUGAGUUUUGCACGAAUGGUGCCACUAUAUAUUUCUAGCGCAGUUGCACAGGUUUAAGAUCGAUGAUCCCGAUAUUCGCCUUGAAUUCAUGCAAGGAAACUUUUGUAUAACCAAGAAGGAGCGCCCAUUCUGUGCAAUUGGUCCGGACCAUGCUAUAGAACACGUCAACAAGUUGAUGAAGGUUCGGGAAAGACACAGCAACCAGCAGCCAUUGCAAGAUGGUUCCUUGAGGUCCCAGAACUGAGUCGACUUGCGGCGGAAGCUGAGGAAAUGGUGGGAUUACAAAGAGCAUCAUCAUCACACCAUCAUGAUUUAAGUGAUGUGCUAACAAAGCGCUAUAAAGAGAAUGUGCAGAAGCUUAAAGAUGUGCUUUAA